GCUGUUUGCUUUGGAACGGUUUUCUUCAGGAGCGUUGGCUGGCCCCUUCCCGCUGGUCCUGCCCUCCCCCUGCAUUCAAAGAGUGCAAAGUUGGAUGCGAGUUGACUUUUCAAAAGCUCUCAGCUAGAUGCAACGUAUGAUGUCUCCUCUAACCCAGCGCCUUUUGCUGCUGCUCGUCUGCUUGACUUUCCCCGUGUUUGGAGUGGAAAAGGUGAGAAGUAGAGGAUACCGAAAGGAUCCUGACGCUGAUAAGUAUGGCAGCUGCAUGCAGGGUCCAGCAGGAACCCCCGGCAGAGACGGAAACCCUGGCGCCAACGGCAUCCCGGGAACGCCAGGCAUCCCUGGACGUGAUGGUCUCAAAGGGGACAAGGGCGAAUGUAUCAAUGAGCUCUUCGAGGAGCCCUGGAGGCCCAACUACAAGCAGUGUGCCUGGAACUCCUUGAAUUAUGGGAUCGACCUCGGAAAAAUAGCUGACUGUACGUUUACCAAGCUGCGCUCAGACAGCGCCCUCAGAGUCCUCUUCAGUGGCUCCCUCAGGCUCAAGUGCAAGAACGCAUGUUGCCAAAGGUGGUACUUCACAUUCAAUGGAGCAGAGUGCGCGGCCCCACUGCCCAUAGAGUCCAUCAUAUACCUGGACCAAGGCAGUCCAGAGCUCAACUCAACCAUCAAUAUCCACAGAACAUCCUCAGUGGAAGGACUGUGUGAGGGUGUCAAAGCAGGGUUGGUGGACGUGGCUGUAUGGGUGGGGACCUGCGCUGACUAUCCCCGUGGUGAUGCAUCCACGGGGUGGAAUUCGGUUUCCAGGAUUAUCAUCGAAGAGCUUCCCAAAUAAAAACAGUUACAUAAGAGGAA
Molecule: messenger RNA, 852 nt
Organism: Hippocampus comes (tiger tail seahorse)
Lineage: Eukaryota; Metazoa; Chordata; Actinopteri; Syngnathiformes; Syngnathidae
Gene: cthrc1b
Product: collagen triple helix repeat containing 1b
Exons: 4
Coding region: 128-832 (234 amino acids)
Source: RefSeq, a predicted model, not a curated record